AACUCAUACGAGUCUUCUGGAGCUCCUGGACUUGGCAACCAGAAGCAAACCAUAAAGGUCGAUAGAGGAGAAAGGCAAACGCACAAACAUGAGCGCCUCCUCCCCGCCAGAUGCGGGCCCAGACCCCGCAACGCACGAUGCUGUCGACAGCGCUACGACCACAUCGGAGCCAUCGGCAUCGGUACCCGCACCCGCACAUGCAGGGAGUCCAGCAGAAGUCCAGACCGAGGUCGUGAAUGCUGUCGAGGAGUCGAAGCAUGUUUCCGCCGCGACAGCAGCCGUGCUCGAAGCGGAACCAGAAGCUCAAACGAAUGGAUUCUCACCGACAGCAGAUGGGGGAAAUGAAGGGUUCAAGGCAUUGCCAUGCUCUAUUAUUGCAUCUGAACUAGCAGCGCCAGCCCAGGAAGAUCGUCCGGCAGACAGCCAAGAUACGCUUAGUGCUGCAUCGGAGGAUACGCCUGCGCCCGUUCCCUUCUCAGCAGUCCCCGAGCAUGAGCCGCAAUCGGAACCUGCACAAGCUACAGAAGCACAAGACCUCGCAUCGACUGCGGAGGAGGAAGCUGCAGCGCAAGCGGAUCCAGAAAGCGCAGAAAAAAGCGUAGAUGCAGCAAAAGUAUCCUUGCUGCCAGCGGAAGCAGAAGCGGCGCCUGCACCGACAAAGCCGGCUGUGGGCCAUAAGGCUGCGCAACUCAGCGUCGCAAAUGCUGCCAGUCUCUUCGGGGAUGAUUCAUUCAAUCUCAGCGGCUUUGGUGGUCCAGAGACGGUGCCGGAGGAAGAAUCGCAGCCUGGAAAAGAUGUCUUUGGCACCGUGCCUGCCUUCGAUAUUGGCGACGCAGACCCGUACACAGGUCAACAACAGUUGCAGCACCAGCGAUCUCUCGACCUGUUCACAGCGAUACUGCCUGCUGCAACUUCGCAAGCCCAAAAUUUGGCCGCAUUGCAGCCGCCAGUAUCAACAGCCGGAGGCGAUCACAUCUCCUCGCCAACGGGGCUGUUCGGGAGCUCGGGGGAGGCGGACGACUGGUUGAAUGCUAGCGGCGUUGGAGCUGGAGAGCUGGCAGCAACAGGCCAAGAAGCUGGCUACGACGCUCAACACUACGAAGGGCAAGGCGAAUACACAGCGGGUGAAGGAGCGUCACAGAUACAGCAGUACGACCCUUAUGGGGGGCAACAGGUUUCCGAUUAUGGCCAGUGGUACGCGCAGGAAGGGCAACAGCAGAGGGAACAAGGGGUUUACUAUGGUGACGGUCAAAGUUCAACAGAAAUGGACGCGGGCAUGGGCUACUACGAGCAAGGGCAGACCUACGACUACAGUGAUCAGCAGCAGAAUGGUGGAGCCUAUGAUCCAAAUGGCGGCUAUGGUGCACCCUACGAGCCUGCAUAUCCGAACGCUUUGGCCGCUUACGGUGCACCUGUAGCGGCUGCUGACCCUUACGCGCCAGCUCCAGAUGCCAGCACCACUGCUCCUGGCGACGCGUACGCACCAGAUGCGGGUCGGCAAUACGACCAGACUUUUGCUCAGCAGCUUGCGGAUCCUUAUGCUUCGUACGCAGCCCAGCUACCGGCGCAAACGACCAACAUGCUGGCACCGCCACCUGCUACAGGUAUCGCCGCUAGCCUGCCACCCCCUCUAAUGGCUGGAACCACAGCGCUUUCGAAGGACGCGGGCAGCUAUGCGUACGACGCGCCUAUCCCGGACAAGCCUGUCAAAGGCCGGGGAGGCAGGCGCUCGGCUGCGCCCUCUUAUUUUGGGGAAGUAGAGCCGCCGCAGCAGCUUGCUGUGAAUGAUUACUCUCAGCAAGGUUACUAUAUGCAAGACCCGCAUGGACAAGCUCAAGAACAGAUAUAUGAAGCGUAUGGCCAAGGGCAGUCGGCGCAUGAAGUGUACGGCCUUGACUCCCCUCAUGUCAAUGGAAAGCAAGCUGGGGCAGGUGACAAAGUCUACAACUACCAACAGCCCGCAGCUGAAGGGCAAACGUUCGACUACUGUCAGCAAGAAGGCGCUUAUGUACAGCCGACCGCAGUGAAUGAUGCCUAUGAUCAAUACCAGGCGUACAACGAAGGCCAGGGUCAACAAUACCAAGAUGGCUGUUCCCAACAAGAUCAGUUCUUUCAAGCAGAGCACUCAGAGAUUCAAGAGUGUGCGCAAGAGCAACAAGGUUACGCAGACCAAGGCGAGAAUGCUGCACAUGCCCCCUACCAUUCCUAUAGCCCUCAGGCCUACAAUGAUCCUGAGGGUGACAAUGGCAGUGCAGGCGCUUUCAACGGUGCUGAAGAUCCGGAGGUUGGAUUCGAGGCACCUCGUGCUUCGGUUGAAGGAGGCGAGAACGAAGCUGCAGAUGCAACGCCAACGUUACAUGCAUCUACUGUGGACAUGGCGCAUCACCCGCCUGAAGGAGGGCCCAUCGGGGCCGUCGCGCCGGAACUGCAGGUCGAGGGCGCUGCGCUCGCUCUUGGUGAUCUGCACAUCUCAGGAGCGACUGGCGGUCACCAUGCAAAAGGGACGGAUCGCGCUCCGACGCCCCCAAGGGCAACUGACAUGCGACACCAGUCCUCCUGGGUCGGAAGCCUUGAGCAAGCAGCUGAGCAACACGACGGCAUGCCGUAUGCUGAUCACACAGCUCAAGAUCCCGCAGUUCGCGAGGAGCAAUCGCCGAGGAGCGCUCACGCACCCACUACGAAUGGAGAAUACAAUGAACGCACUCCUUCUGCAGCUGCAGGGCUCCCUGUGGAUUUUCCUUCUAAUGGUCCUCACUCGGAUGGACCUGCGGCUCAAACUUCUUACGACCUGUAUGCCCAUGCUUCACAUGGCCAAGACAAUGGACAAGUCUACGAUCCUUACACGCCAUCUACACAGGCGAACGACCCCGUACAAAGCUUUGCCAACGAUCCAUAUAUUCUGGCGCCAACAUCUCACGAUCCUUACUCCUAUGUUCCGACUGAAGUCAGGGACUCCGAAGGCGUUGCGCACAAGGAAGAGGGCGUCAUCGCAAAUGCUUACGAAGGCCAGCAGCUCUUCGAUCCUUACUCACACGGAGUAAAUGCCCCAAGCUAUGGCUUCUCAGUUCCUACGGCGAACGAAACAGAUCCGUCUCGUACAGUCCAGCACGGAAGGGACGUGAGCAACACUUAUGCACCUUCAAGCCAUGCGUCCAGUGAGGACCUGUAUCCGCCACACCAGCCCACUUUGCAGUCACGAGCCGAUGCCGAGUUUCCAGACCCAGCUGAAGAGCGGCAGAGAGCUCGCAUCCCGCUUGUCGCCUUCGCUCUGGACGGAAAGAUGGCCACAUUCUUCCCUGGCAAGUCGAGGAAAGUAGCAACAAUGGGCGGAUACGCUGCUGCGUAUGGCGGGGGAGUGGGUUCCGAGCAGGAAGUGACGAUACGAGACUUAUCCGAUUUCGUCGCUUCCUCUUCAUACGGAUCCCUUUUCGACCCCCUCGAAUUCAGUGGUCCUGCAUUCGAUGGUGCGGCCCCGGCCAGCGCGAUUGCUCGUGCUACCGGCAGCUCCAGCGCACUGAAGGCGAAGAAAGCAGCCAUGUUGAAAUUCCUCCAGCAGCGCAUACAGGAAGCUUCUUUGGGUAUAGGAUAUUUGCGUCAGACCGGAGAUGCCGCCGAGUGCUCCAACAGAUCACCGGAGGAGGCGGAGGAUCGAGUCUUCAUGCUUCGCCUUCUAAUCUUCCUGCUCGAGCACGAUGGUGGUCAAGCCAAUAGUGCGACAUUUGAAAGCGCUGCUGUAGAUCUAUUCAGGGCUGUCUCGCAUGAACGUCGACCAAAAGCGGACUCUGCUCGAGCUCCCUCUGAAACCUUAGUAGCUCAACCGCGCUUCCCCUCAAUGGAACAUAUCCAGCAGCUGCUUAUAGAGGGAAAGCGGAAGGAGGCCGUCGACCUUGCUGUACAGGGUCGCCUCUUUGCCCAUGCAUUGGUCAUUGCCAGCUCGAUGGACAAGGACACUUGGCGAGCCACCGUUGAGCAAUUCAUCUCGGACGAGGUCCGAGGGUCAUCUGAUGCGAUCGAUGGAACCGGCCUUUUCGGGCUGCAGGUCGCCUAUAGUCAUCUUGGGGGGCAAACUCCGUUAGCAAUGAGAGAUUUGUUUCACAGUGAAUGCAACGCCUCUGCAGUACAUUCGCACUGGCCAGUAGCGGUAGCCACGCUACUUGGCAACCGAAUCACUGCAGAUAACUCCAAUCUGAUUGCCGUGGGGGAUGCACUUGCUAUGAAAGGUCGCGUGGAAGCUGCACACUGCUGCUACCUAAUGUCAUCACCUGCGCAAGCCCUGGGUGGUGCAGACGCGACAUCCUCGCGCAUUGUUCUCCUUGGCUCUCGUAAUCCCACUGCGGACCCCAGUUAUCGCACCAAUCUCGAUUUCAUCAUCAUGACCGAGAUCCUGGAAUUUGCGCUCGGGCUCGCACCGGUUUCCAAAGGCACUGAGCCUUUUACAGGCUUGCCACGCCUACAAGCCUUCAGACUCCUGCAUGCGUAUCAGCUGGCAGAGCUCGGCGAAAAGACCAGAGCGCAAAAGUAUUGCGAUGCAGUCGCAGGAGUGAUAAAGGGCAGCAAGCCAUCACCUUAUCUUCAUCGAAUGCUGUUGACUCAGCUGAAGGAGCUGUCGGAUCGUCUGACGGGUGCGCCGACCUUGGAUGCUGGAGGGUCUUGGGUGGGUCGCAAGAUGCCACGCGCUACCCUUGAUGGAGUAUGGGGAGCUUUGGAAGGCAGCUUCACCAAGUUCAUUGCCGGUGAAGACGAUACAUCGGGCCAGAGGCCAGGCGGGCCUGGAGGCACAGGAAAGCCCACCAUAGGGCCAUUCUCCCAUUACAGCGCGAUCACACCCGACGCCACGUCUGGUGGGGUCUCGAGGGUGCAGUCGAUGGCAGACUUUGGCGCUACUGCCGCACGGAGCCCUCCAUCCUCGCGCGCCCCGUCAGCACUGGGUUUCUACUCAGGUAGAGCAGAAUCACCUACACACCGCGCAUCAUCGGCUCUCAGCUCUCGCAAGGCUUCCAACGUCAACUCACGCCGUCUGGAACGCGAUGCUUCCGAAGUCGGCUCUGACUACAACUACAAUGGCAAUGGCUCCCGAAGCUUUGCAACCGACGACGCGCCUUGGCCAGAAGUACCUGGGGUGUCCAUGGGCAGGGAACCAGGUCAUCUUGAUACCUUCCCGUCUCAUAUCAAUUCUUUCGAGCAAGACGCGGACAUGAAGACGCCGCUAGCACUACAAUUCCUCAGUACGGUCGACGAGUGUGGUCAGGAUGGUUCAUACCAGCCUCGAAGCCCUGCAGUCCCCACAGCAGCGCGGGAGGAGCCCACGUUGGCGUCAAUGUCGGCCCCUUACGAUGACGCAGAAGGGGACGACGAUCUGGGGCUUGGGAACUCAAAUGGUAAGAAAUUGCAAUCUGAGCAAGAUGGAAAGGGGGAACUUCGUGUGCAAAGAGCUAGCGUCGAAAAGGAGAACGAUGCGCCGAAUGAGGAGGUAAAGCCUGGACUCAAGGCGUCUCCUUCAGGGAGCUGGCUGGGUCGGUGGUGGGGAAAGAAAGAAGAUGCCCCUAAGGCAAAGAAAGCGCAUUUGGGGGAAGAAAAAUCAUUCUAUUACGAUCCCGAGCUCAAACGCUGGGUCAACAAGAAGGCUGGCGAUUCAGCAAGCAAACCUGCCACCCCGCCGCCACCACCUCGAAGCAAAGCCCCAUCUCCAGCGAGUGCCUCCAUGCCGGACAGCGAUUCCAAGCGCAGCUCUUUCGAAUCUGGGUCUGCUUCGGGUGGUCCCCCAUCACCGGGACGAGCAGCUCCGCCUCCAAGAGCGCGAUCGAAUUUGGCAGAUCCUUCGCAGCCAGCUGCUUCUCAGUCUCUACUGCGACCAUCGUCAGCUGCUGCCGCGCCACCGGGUGUCGGCCCCCUGCCAGCGCCGGGCCCUGGCCCACCAAGAGGUACGGGCGCCGGAAAGAAGAAGCCAAUCAAAUCUCGCUAUGUCGUUGUAGACUAGAGCAUAUCACAUGCAUUGCAGUCUGUUGACUGGCAUAC
This is a messenger RNA of Tilletiaria anomala UBC 951, 6015 nucleotides long. RefSeq lists its product as uncharacterized. NCBI's taxonomy places the organism in Eukaryota, Fungi, Basidiomycota, Exobasidiomycetes, Georgefischeriales, Tilletiariaceae. Gene Ontology annotation, biological process: COPII vesicle coat assembly; autophagy; Golgi organization. The record is from RefSeq and is a predicted model, not a curated record. Bases 89 to 5977 code for a protein of 1962 amino acids. The transcript is spliced from 7 exons. Gene Ontology annotation, cellular component: endoplasmic reticulum exit site; ER to Golgi transport vesicle membrane.